UUUUUUUUAGAAUUUAGCUAUGAAGUCUUGACAGUCUUGGAUUUCUAAUUUCUUGAUAUGUUGCAGUCGAAUUAUUGAUAAAUCUUUUGCCGGUAUUUUUAAUUUAUUUUAGUGUUGGGAUUAUUAGUGUUUAGUACCAUUUAAUAUUUAUCAUUGGAAAUGUAUUUUUGCCUUGUGUAAUUUCUUUUUAGUUAACGCCAUUCAAUACAAUCGAAUGUUCUGAAAGUUAAUAUAAAUUAACUUAUUAUUUGACGAUAUAUGAUGCCGGGAAAAAUGAGCAAAGUGUAAGUAUCACUAAAUAUUCCAUUUUCUACAAAUGCUCAUGCUCGCAUUGCAUAUGAUGUCAUUAAUGUUGACAAAGAAUUAAAAAAUGUGUUUAGAAGUUUAGCUGUUGAAGAUAGUAACCUUAUUAUUCAUUUUGAAGGAGACGACUACAAAAUUUUAAGGCUUUCAGUGAAUGGAUUGCUCCAAAAUUUAAGUUUGGUUACGAAAACCAUAAGUUUGUUUAGUUUGUAAGGAGUAAAAAACAUGCCAGAACAUACUCCAGCUCCCAGUCCAGCGCGUUCAGUUUAUGGCUUUUCUAUGUAUUUGUUUAGUAAAACAGUGCUUGCACUGUAUUUGAUAUGGGCCAUAGUUCCUAAUGAGUAUUUUCAUUACAUGUACAUUUAUUAUAUACCACAAAAAUUUUGGUCAACAGCUGUACCCAUACAAUGUUUAGUUGCAUUGACAUUAUUUGCUUUUCUGAUCUAUCCCAGUUCUAAUCUUAUGUUAGCAUUUACAUGUGAUAGUAUAAACUCUAUUUGGGAUAAGUUUAGUUGUAAAAGUAAUGAAAUUAACAAUUAUCAGAGGUCUAUUCAGCCUGUUUGUAUUUGUAAGACAAAUGAAAAAUGUAAAAAAAUAUAUUUUUCCACAACACCUAAAGAUUUAGAUGAAAAUACUGUACCACAACUGUAUGAUUUAGAUAUACGUUAUGUUUGUAAAAAGUUGUAUUUGAAUAGAUAUAAAAAUAUUUAACUGUUAUGUAUUUUAGUCUCCUUAUACCAUACAGCAAACAUCUGGUGUUGUUGAAUGUUGUCAUAUGUAAUAGGCAGUAUCAAGGUUAUUUCUAAUCUUAAACUCAUUUCCAGUAUGCUUGGUAUUCACUGUCAUUGAUAUAUAUAGAAAGUUACAGGGAAUAGGGUUUGAAUAUCAUAACUGGUACAAUGUGCAUGAUAAAUUGAAAAUGGUCAUAUUGUGUACUGUAUUUGUAAAAGAACCUGUUGCAGCCUGGCUAUACUAUUGAAAUUUUAAACAUUUAAUAUUUUUUAAUUACAAUUUGUUACAAUUACACUAGGUAAACUUAAGAGGUUACAGUAGACAGUUACAGAUAUGUCUGUCUGCAGUAUAUUAAAUUCAAUACUUUUAUCAUUAUACUUACAAGUAUUACAGUAGACAGUUACAGAUAUGUCUGUCUGCAGUAUAUUAAAUUCAAUACUUUUAUUAUUAUACUUACAAGUAUCAAACCUGAUACAAUACAAACACAUUUUUUUCGUUAAAAUAGAUUUUGCCUUAAAGAUAUUAUUCUAAGAAUAAAACUAUAUUUUGGAUCUCAAUGUUAAUAUAUUUUAUAAGGAUAAAACAACACUUCCCAUAAUUAGUACAAAAUGAAAUAAAAUACAUUGUUAGUUUUUACAUAGGAAAGAUUUAGGUAAAAGACUUAAAAAUGAAUUUUAACUACUAUAUAAGGCUUAAAAAUUGAGAUAAACUUUGAAUACUUUGACUGAAAUUAUGUAAGCCACUUUUAGUAUUCACAAUGUCAAACUUAUAGCUUCAAGAAUAUUAUUGGCUGACCAAAAGAGAUUUUCCAACAGUGCAUAGGUCAUUAAACCUGUGUUAAGUGAAAUAUGAAAUAGAA
Molecule: messenger RNA, 1894 nt
Organism: Pieris brassicae (large cabbage white)
Lineage: Eukaryota; Metazoa; Arthropoda; Insecta; Lepidoptera; Pieridae
Gene: PIG-P
Product: phosphatidylinositol N-acetylglucosaminyltransferase subunit P
Exons: 3
Coding region: 529-1014 (161 amino acids)
Source: RefSeq, a predicted model, not a curated record